This is a messenger RNA of Solanum stenotomum, 3247 nucleotides long. Its product is annotated as disease resistance protein RPP13-like. NCBI's taxonomy places the organism in Eukaryota, Viridiplantae, Streptophyta, Magnoliopsida, Solanales, Solanaceae. The coding region runs from base 194 to 2734 and encodes 846 amino acids. The transcript has 2 exons. Gene Ontology annotation, molecular function: ADP binding. Gene Ontology annotation, biological process: defense response to other organism. The record is from RefSeq and is a predicted model, not a curated record.
CUUUUAGACUUUUCUCUGUAGAUAUUUUCCCACAAGUUGUGUAAUGGUUGUUGAAGAAGCUUUAAUACAUAUUUCAACAAUCACACAAGUGGACCCUUUGAACACACUAUUUAUCUCUACUGUUUCUGAGUGUAUAUCUCUUAUUCCAAUAUACAGCCCCCUCUUUUCCAGAUAAAAAUCAACACUCCUGAAGAUGGCUGAUGCCUUUGUGUCAUUUGCAGUUCAAAAAUUGGGUGAUUUCCUCAUUCAACAAGUUUCCCUGCGUACAAGUCUCAGAGAUGAAGUUAGAUGGCUGAGAAAUGAGCUACUGUUCAUACAGUCUUUCCUCAGAGAUGCAGAACUAAAGCAAAGCGGAGAUCUAAGAGUUCAACAAUGGGUGUUUGAGAUCAACUCUAUUGCUAAUGAUGCUGUUGCUAUACUCGAGACUUACACCUUCGAGGCUGGUAAACGUGCUAGUUGUCUCAAGGCAUGCGCUUGCAUAUGUAGGAAGGAGAAGAAAUUCUACAAUGUUGCCGAGGAGAUCCAAUCACUCAAGCAACGAAUCAUGGAUAUCUCUCGCAAACGAGAGACUUAUGGUAUUACAAAUAUCAAUUAUAAUACAGGAGAAGGGCCAAGUAAUCAGGUUACAACAUUGAGGAGAACUACCUCAUAUGUGGAUGACCAGGAUUACAUUUUUGUUGGACUACAGGAUGUUGUACAAAAAUUGCUAGCUCAACUUCUCAAAGCAGAGCCUCGUCGAAUUGUCCUCUCCAUUUAUGGAAUGGGCGGAUUAGGCAAGACCACUCUUGCCAGAAACCUCUACAACAGUCCUGAUAUACUCAAUAGCUUCCCUACACGUGCUUGGAUAUGUGUCUCUCAAGAGUACAACACAAUGGAUCUUCUUCGGAAUAUCAUAAAAUCCAUCCAAGGUCGCACCAAGGAAACUCUAGAUUUGUUGGAAAGGAUGACAGAAGGAGAUCUAGAAAUUUAUCUUCGUGAUCUAUUAAAAGAACGCAAAUACCUUGUGGUGGUUGAUGAUGUAUGGCAGAAAGAAGCAUGGGAGAGUUUCAAAAGAGCAUUCCCGGAUGGCAAGAAUGGCAGCAGAGUCAUUAUUACCACGCGCAAAGAGGAUGUCGCUGAAAGAGCAGACGAAAGAGGUUUUGUUCAUAAACUUCGUUUCCUAAGCCAAGCAGAAAGUUGGGAUCUCUUUUGUAGGAAACUACUUGAUGUUCGAGCAAUGGUUCCAGAAAUGGAAAGUCUAGCUAAGGAUAUGGUGGAAAAGUGUAGAGGCUUACCUCUUGCCAUUGUUGUAUUGAGCGGACUACUUUCGCAUAAAAAGGGGCUAAACGAAUGGCAAAAGGUGAAAGAUCACCUUUGGAAGAACAUUAAAGAAGAUAAAUCUAUUGAAAUCUCUAAUAUACUAUCCUUAAGCUACAAUGAUUUGUCAACUGCGCUCAAGCAGUGUUUUCUCUACUUUGGUAUUUUUCCAGAAGAUCAAGUGGUCAAGGCUGAUAACAUAAUAUGGUUGUGGAUGGCGGAGGGUUUCAUACCCAGAGGAGAUGAAAGAAUGGAGGAUGUCGCUGAAGGCUUCUUGAAUGAGCUGAUAAGACGAAGCUUGGUUCAAGUGGCUAAUACAUUUUGGGAAAGAGUUACUGAAUGUAGGGUUCAUGAUUUACUCCAUGAUCUUGCAAUACAAAAGGCAUUGGAGGUAAACUUCUUUGACAUUUAUGAUCCAAGAAGCCACUCCAUAUCCUCUUUAUGUAUCAGACAUGUGAUUCAUAGUCAAGGAGAAAGGUACCUCUCACUUGAUCUUUCUAACUUAAAGUUGAGGUCAAUUAUGUUCUUCGAUCCAGAUUUUCGUAACAUGAGUCUUAUAAACUUCAGGAGUGUGUUCCAGCAUCUAUAUGUGUUGUACUUGGAUAUGCCUGUUGGGAAUAUGUCCAUAGUACCUGAUGCCAUAGGAAGUUUGUACCACCUCAAGUUCUUAAGUUUGAGAGGUAUCUGUGAUGUUCCGUCUUCCAUUGGCAACCUCAAGAAUCUACAGACACUUGUUGUUGAUGCGGGCGGAUACACUUGCCAACUACCCCGCGAGAUAGCUGACCUGAUAAAUUUAAGACAUUUAGUUGCUCGGUACUAUUCAAAACCUCUGGUACAUAUAAGCAAACUCACCAGUCUUCAAGUUGUUGAUGGCAUCUCUUGUGAUCAGUGGAAAGAUGUUGACCCUGUCGAUUUAGUCAAUCUUCGAGAAUUAAGCAUGGAGUAUAUUAACAAAUCUUACUCCCUAAACAACAUUAGCAGCUUGAAAAACCUUAGCACUCUCAGAUCGUUUUGUAUAGGUGGUCAAUCAUUCCCAUCCCUUGAAUUUGUUAAUUGUUGUGAAAAGCUCCAGAAAUUGUGGUUAGAUGGGAGAAUAGAGAAACUGCCUGAUCUGUUUCCAAAUUCCAUCACAAUGAUGGUUCUGAGGUUCUCAGUACUGACAGAAGAUCCGAUGCCUAUUUUGGGAAUGUUGCCAAACCUAAGGAAUCUCGAUUUGUUUAGAGCUUAUGAAGGAAAAGAAAUAAUGUGCAGUGAUAACAACUUCAGUCAACUGGAGUUCCUUAUUCUUUAUGAUCUUGAGAACCUAGAAAGAUGGCAUUUAGGCACAAAUGCCAUGCCUCUGAUUAAAUGUCUUGGUAUCCAUGACUGUCCAAAUUUAAAAGAGAUUCCUGAGAGAAUGAAAGACGUGGAGCUGUUGAAGAGGAAUUAUACAUGGUGAAGCUUUUCAAGCAUAUAUGAUGUCUUAUUUCGGCCUCUUUAUAAUCAUAGAGGUAUUGAUGGGGGCAUUUCUGCCAAGCACUUGAAGACAUUGGUUAUUUCCGGGCUAUCAAUGAGAGUGGUUUUAGUGUUUGAUUUCUUAUUGUUUUAAGCUUUUUGAGUGAGUCUAAUUGGUUUGAACAUUGUUGUUUGUAGUUUGUAGUUUCCUCUUAACUGAAGGCUUACUUCACUUUACUUUGAAGAAUCCUAUGCAUAUUGAUGAAGCCAGUGCGAGGGCUGUGAACUUCGAAAUGGAGAGAAAUUUGACAAAAUGACCUUAAAUCAUUGUAAACUGACCCCUAAUCAAAUGCAUGGGCAGACUGUACAUAUUGGGGGCUUAGUUAGACUGUAUCUAGUUCUUGCAUCAGUAGAAACAAUCUAUGUCACUGUCUGGGCAUCACCAAGUGUUUCUCUUCAUCUAGGGAAGGCAGAAAAUGCCGAUGAGUUCAAGAACAACCAUGCUGGAGUGAGAUUG